UGCGUGAUUGAACAUUGCAGUGUUGAAGUGUCUAAAGAAAUCGGAAAAUGUAGUGAUUUAUUGAACAGCAGAGAACAAAUCAAUUUAAUAAUACAUAUAAUUCUUCAUUAUCUUGUCAACGUGAGGGCCGUAUAGAUCUAUUUAUGGAUCGAGCUUAACGUCCAAACAAAGACAUUAAAGUUUAAUCUGAUAUUUGUUUACUUGCGUAAUUAUAAUAGAAGCUAUAGCAAUGGAAGGUAUAAGCUCAUCGCCAGAAGAGCACACAGCUUCUGAAGGGGAGGAAGCCAGAAAAAUGACCAGAGAAACACCAUCACCAGGAAAUCACAUUGACCAAGGUUUUCCUCAAGCGACCUCUUCCGUGAACAUUUCACAGUUAGAAGAAAAAAUGCGUCGCAAGCUUCAGUUUUUCUUUAUGAACCCGAUCGAGAAGUGGCACGCGAAGCGGAAGUUUCCAUACAAGUUCAUCAUACAACUCAUCAAGAUAGUGCUGGUGACGUUUCAACUGUGUUUGUUUGCUCACAACAGAUACAAUCACGUCAACUAUACUGAAGAUAACAGGGUGAGCUUCUCACAUUUAUUUCUUCUUGGCUGGGACUCUACGCGCGAGAUCAACGCGUACCCGCCGGGCGCAGGCCCACUGGCUGUCUACAAAUUGGACGAAUUCUAUAAUGCACUAGAUUAUGCUUACGCUGGAUACUAUAAUCUUUCCAAUGCCAUUGGACCAUACUCUUACAAUGAUGAAAAUAAUAAUCCACCCCCUCCAGUGUUCUGCCAAUUCAACUACAAAAGAGGUAUUAUAAACGGCUUCAAUGAAAGUUACGAAUUUAAUGCAGAAAUAGUAACCUCAUGUGUUAAUUUCACUAAAACUGAAGGGCUCUUCAGUUCUCAAAAGUUCAUCAAAGAAUCCAACUUGGAAGUUGAUUUUGCAUCCUUAGUAAGAGCUGAACUGAUGUUUUCUAUUAAAACUAUAAACUUCAGAGCUGCAGGCCCCAUAACUCCACCGGACUGCUUCCGAUUUGAUGUGGCUGUAGUUUUUGACAAUGAAGACCAUGACGGGCAAAUGUCUUUAAGCUUGGAAGCUGAACCAUAUAAACUAGUUUGUAAAGGAGACAAAGAAUAUGUGACGGACAACAAAAUAGAUCAGAUAUUACGAAGCAUCCUCAACAUCCUAGUUAUUUUGAUUUGCUCUAUGUCACUCAUGCUGUGCAGUCGUGCUAUUUACCGAGCUCAACUUUUAAAAGAGCUAACAGUCCAAUUCUUCCGGCAGGCCUACAAUAAGGAACUAAGUCUGGACGGAAGACUUGAAUUCCUAAAUGUUUGGUACAUCAUGAUCAUUGUCAAUGAUAUCCUAAUUAUCAUGGGUUCUGCCAUCAAGGAGCAAAUAGAGCGCAACCAGUUCACCAAUGACCAAUGGAAUGUCUGCUCCUUAUUUUUAGGCACCGGAAACCUGUUGGUUUGGUUCGGAGUACUAAGAUACUUAGGCUUUUUCAAGACCUACAAUGUUGUCAUCCUAACAUUAAAGAAAGCUGCUCCUAAGAUAUUCAGAUUCUCAAUAUGUGCACUCCUCCUUUAUGCAGGUUUUACUUUCUGUGGAUGGUUAAUACUAGGUCCGUAUCACAUGAAGUUCCGAUCACUUGCCACCACCUCUGAAUGUCUUUUCUCUUUGAUAAACGGAGAUGAUAUGUUUGCUACUUUCUCAGUCAUGUCCAAGAAAUCCCACUUACUUUGGUGGUUCAGCCGCAUAUACCUGUACUCGUUUAUCAGUUUGUACAUAUAUGUUGUUCUGAGUUUGUUUAUAUCAGUUAUUAUGGAUGCAUAUGAUACUAUUAAACAGUACUAUAAGGACGGUUUCCCUAAGAGUGACUUGCAUACAUUCAUGGGUGCUCCAAGUUGCGACGACGUGUCAUCUGGGCUGUACCGCACGCAGAGUUCGACUUCCCUCAAUGCUACUAUGAAUUCAUUGUUUUGUUGUAACUUCUACCGAAGUGCAUACUCUAAGAUAGAAGGGGGCGGAUCCACUUUAAACCUGUUGUAGAUAUUUAUUAAACUUGUUUUUAACGAAUGUACAUAGUUAUAUUAUCAGAGAAAUGUAUUUAUAAAGAGUGUCAAUAUUAUAACAAAAACAACCUCUAAAGGAACCCAUAAAAAACACAUGAAAUAUGUGACCAUAGGUUAACUACAAGUUAGAAUCUGCUGUUUCAGAGACACGAAUUAGCGUUUAACAUUGACACUGUUUAUAAUUGUCUAGCCUCUGAUUAUCUAUAAGUAUUUGUAUGAUAUUAGAUUAUCUGUAUAUGUCGCAAUCAUAUUAGAAAUUAGGGCAGUUAUGAGGUAGCUUCGAGGCUGAUGUGUUGAAAUCCCAAAGUUAAGGUUUAGGGCUUUUGGUACAGUCAAUAGCAGAUUUAUCUGAACAUUCAAAUCAGUUCAAAAUAUACCUACAUAACAUUCAUCUGUAUAGACAUAGGUAUUCUCUGCUGACUGUACUUAACUUUAGUUACCAAAGGAAGAUUAUUUCUUGCCUAUCUUAGUCAAAUUAAAAUCUUGCAUAGAUGAAAUAAAUAUAUGAACGAAAAUAUAGAUUUUAAGAAUGACACUAUGUAGUUCAAAUACCUACUGGUAUCAUAUUUUUAACAUUAUUAUUGUUGUGUUAGAUGAGACACAACAAACAAAUGUAUUUAUUUUAUAAUAUAUUGAAUAAUGUACAUAGUUUAGUUCCAUCAUAAAAUAUCAUGAAUUAUGGUAGAAACUAAACUUUUAGAGUUGUUGUAUUUCCUCACGUCAUUUUAUCAAUAUUAGGAUCUACCUAUCUUCCAUAUUUGCAUUGUGCAUGUUUUUUUAAUCAAAAUAAUAUUUUUACUUACAUCUAUUUCAUGUUAAAGAAAUCGAGAAUGUUUUUGCAUGAUAGAUCAGACCACCUUGUUACAUAAACAAAUCAUAUUACCUAUGUACUAUGUAUGUAUUUUGUUUAAUGUCGCCAAGAAUAGUUCUAAAAGUUGUUAGUGCGACUUGGAGAAAGUACAUGGAUUUUUUAUUGUAUGUUAUGUUAGUAUGUGUUUUGGAAAUGGUACAAGCAAUUUUAGUUUUAUUUUUGUUAAAAUAAAAAUGUAAGAUAGCUUUUCUACCCAUAUGUACCUUAACUUUCAAGAUAUUUCCUCAAAUUAUUAUAUUUUCGAAAUAGGGAAAGAACGAUGGUUACAUAAUACACUAUAAUUCAUAAUUAUAAAAUUGAAAUAUAAGUAAUAUAACUCUCUAAUUCUUCAAACUAGAGCAUGUUAUUACUAAUAUAAACAUACCUAACAGAACAAUGGGAAAGUCAUAAAUGUAUUAUUCCUAUCCUAUCUAGAAAUAUACCUAUUUUUGUACCUACCGAUCUGUGUUUGACUCCGGUUACAACCGAUAAUAAAUCGCAAAGUUCGACUCCAUAAA
Molecule: messenger RNA, 3426 nt
Organism: Cydia fagiglandana
Lineage: Eukaryota; Metazoa; Arthropoda; Insecta; Lepidoptera; Tortricidae
Product: mucolipin-3-like
Exons: 1
Coding region: 230-2035 (601 amino acids)
Cellular component (GO): lysosomal membrane; plasma membrane
Molecular function (GO): NAADP-sensitive calcium-release channel activity
Source: RefSeq, a predicted model, not a curated record